This is a messenger RNA of Coniophora puteana RWD-64-598 SS2, 1038 nucleotides long. RefSeq lists its product as uncharacterized. Lineage: Eukaryota; Fungi; Basidiomycota; Agaricomycetes; Boletales; Coniophoraceae. Bases 1 to 1038 code for a protein of 345 amino acids. The transcript is spliced from 2 exons. The record is from RefSeq and is a predicted model, not a curated record.
AUGACCGACAUCCUGCCCGCUUAUGAGCAAGCGUUUUCAAAAGACAUACGGGGAACGCUUCUCAACGAUAUGCUAGCCUUUGAGGAUUGUGAGACAAGCAGCGGAGGUAUUCCAACUCCACAUGCAGAGGCAGAGCUCAGAGACCUUGGCAGCGUGGAAUUCCAGCUCCUCGAGCAAUGGAUUAACAACCACGAUGAACGCGCUGCUUCUCAUAUUCGACCAGAGGCUCACCCUAAGGUCAACGUAGGGCGUGCUGGCGAGACGUAUUCAAUAGAAGGCAAAGCACAGCGCAAUAGCUAUAUCGUAUAUCGUGUUGCUGGCAACGACGGUCCCUGGAAAGCCGGUGUCAUUCGCGCCAUAUUCGAUCAUACACGCAAAGCUCCUGGAAACCACAGCACCACUCAAACCUUCUUCCUCGUAUUUCCUCUUCGCCCUCUCCCAGACAGGCUUCUACCGUACGACUACUACAGGGCUUUCCCGGAGGCUCCCCGCUGCACCGCCCUCAACCCCGCUAGACAGCACAUGCGCGUCCUCGUCGUCCGUAUCAAUAUCCGCCGGCGCCUCAGAGUCUCUAUCAUCCGGCCCCACCCUCCCCAGCCCCAGCGCCCUUGCCCGUUCCGCAAUACGCCUGCGCAGACGCGUAAAGCUCGCCCCGCCCGCGCGCUCGACUGCGCGCCACACCACGACGAGCGUGUUCGGGCCGUCCCACUGCGUGAGCUGCUGCACCUCAUGAUCGAGGACAGCCGCCAUGAGCGAGGCAAACGCGGCCUCGGGCACGCCGUUGUGCGCCAUGUUCACGAUCGUCUGCUACGAGAGCCGGCUGGGGUGCAUCACGCGCGAGGGCGCGAGCAGGUCGAGCACGAGGUGCUCGCGGUCGGCUGGCGGGCUGGCGAUUUUGUUCUGCGAGGACCGGAUCCAGAUCUUGGCGGGCCCGUCGAUGAGCUACUCGGCGGGGUCCGGCCCUCACCAAUGCGCAUGCUCUCCUUGAGGGUGGCCCCAUUCGCCCUGCUGGCCCUCGUUCCGACCGAUGAUGGGUGA